Molecule: messenger RNA, 4144 nt
Organism: Pocillopora meandrina
Lineage: Eukaryota; Metazoa; Cnidaria; Anthozoa; Scleractinia; Pocilloporidae
Source: the annotation of a GenBank genome assembly
CUGUCUAUCAAUUCUGCUGAUGAUGACGUUUAUGGCAUGGAAACUAUGAUUGUGAUUCUUUUUAGCAUACUCAUUGCACAGUUGAGCAAGACCUACAUUCAGGCCAUGAAAGUCGAUCGUCUGGAGUACGAUGUGGAUCGUCUUUUCCAGCUCACUCGCAUAUGCACGGAAAGAUUCCUUUUCUGGUAUGUGAGGAACUGGGCCUGUUAACAGGGAUUGGCCGUAGGAAUUUCUUUUCGGUGAUUUUUUGUAUCUCUGCAUGUAAGAGAUACAGUGAAGCUUCUCUAAACUAUUUUUGCUUAAAUCGUUCUAGCACUUAAUGUUUCAGCGAAAAAACUAAUUCGUUUGAUAAAUUAGACAAUUAUUAAUUUUGUUUUACUCAAGUAGAUGUAUUUCAUUGUUCAGUAGAAAAUCACAGAAUUUUUGAAGGAUUUACAAUUAUUUUUGAGCGAGAUGUUAUAAUUACAAGGCCAUACCAGAGGAGUGAAAGGUUAUCUUAACUACAGCACAGCCAAGCGAUACGCGAUACGCGAUACAGUACAAAUAGUGGCCUAGAUCAUAUGUAUGUCCUUUAAAGUCACAAUUUGUCUUUAUCUCAGCCCCGCAUACAGGGAGAGAAAUCUGUCCACGCUAAUGAUAUUCAAAGUCAACAAAUUCAAGACACUGAGCAUAAUACAUAGCUUGUUAUGGAGCUUGCGAUGCACGUGUAUCGACAAAGGUUCCAGUCUUUGUAACAAAGUGAUAUCCAAUAUGCUGUCACCCGCGGAUUAAAAAAAAACCAACCAAUGUGAUCAGUUGUUGGUAAAAUAGAUUAAGAGAAAGGGGGACAAAAUUAGCUUGAGUACAGAAGGAUAAUAUGCGUUUUAUUGCACUCCACUUAUGAAAACUGGAAACACAUUAGUUGUGAAAUACUCUUGUAUGUAUACCACCUCCUGUCAGUUAAAUUCGUUGCCCCCAUUAUUCUACCUGUAGUAAGCCCUUAUUUCUUUUUGCCGCAGGUUGUCGAUGAUUGCCUUAAGAAGUAUUUCGUCCCAACAGUACUUGCCUGGUAAAGGUUACUGAAACUCUUAAUCAAUAAAAUUUGACAUUCUCAGUAGCGCUUAAUCUUUUAAAAUGCACAAACUUAUAUCAGUUAUGUCAAAGAAGGUGUCAAUUUUUCCUUUAAGUAUACCUUAAAUUUUAAAUCUCUUAGAAAGGAAAUACUUCUCCAACAGAAAGCAAUUUCACCGACAUUUAUUCUGAUUCGAUACGCUGAAAGGUGCAAAAUAGUUCCAAAGCUCUGAAACGCCAUUAAUCAUAACGGGAGCAUUUUAUGUUCAAGGUUAUCGGCUUCUGGUCAGAAAACUUCAGCGACUUUUAAUCCUUAAUACUUGGCACUGAGUGGUGUCGACAACAACUGGAAGUUUACCUUUAAGUAAAGCAAUAAUCCGCGCAGGUGAUCUGCAUUUUAGGCAAUUGCAGACAAACAAUUUAUUUCGUUAAAAGCUAUGAGUUUAUUUUUACUUUGUAGAAAUUAAUGUUUAAAGUAGCCGGUUCAUUCAUAUUGCAAAUAAAAGACAUCGGUGAUUUCAGUUCACGUAUCUUGAGCGCAUUAUAAGGAAAACUCCAAUUGUUACAACGAUUCCAGUGACAAGGGUCUAUCUAUCCUGUUUUCAUCACUUGUGAGGAAAUCAGUAAUGUUGUCUUCACUCAUCAUACAGUGAUAGCCGGUGCAAAAGUGUUUUAAGUCUUUAUUCUUCUCAUACGAUCAUUUACUGGUUCAUUCUCUAUUUACAAUUGGCAAGCUAGUUAGCUUUAUAGGGAUCAAUACAAUCUAACCUGAACAGAAAUUCACCUUACGAACAACAAAGUGCUUGUCUCAUUGCCUGCUUUACUGCUUGUCUUACCUCGCUAAUCUUCCAACAGUAAAGGAACGGGUUUAAGGUUGAGUUAAAGCAGACAAAAACUACCAUUAGUGCCUCACUGACGACUAAAUGUGUCGGAGAUAUUUUACUUAAAGUGCGCAAAAUUACCUGCAUGCAAUAAGGUAGAUAACAGAUAAAUAAAGCUAACUGCACCCACAGAGCAUUGUACACUGCCUUUCUGUAACGUGCGAUGUUCAGGGCAUUUGGUUGGCUCGGAUGUUGCUGGGCAUGAUCUUGUAUUUGAGUGUGAUGAAGACGAAGAACUCUAAAAAUCUUUGUGUAAGAUGCAGAUGAGAUCAUCAAGCAAGACACUGUCGCUACAAAGAUGGACCAAAAUGUUAUGUGGUAAAUUAAGCUAUAGAAUGAAGUAAAGACACCGGCUGCAAUCCAAAAGGUAACUAAAAUGACCUGGAUGCGCUUUACGGUUACGAUUUGUCUGUAUCUCAACCCCAACAACAGGGCGAGAAGUCUGUCGACACUUAUAGUCGUCGUUGUCGACAAAGAUACUGAACAUAACGCAUGGCCUGAUAUGAAAAUUGCGUGGUAUGUCCAUCGACAACGGCCCCAGUCUUCGUGAAUAAAAGACAUAAAAUGGAUGACAGCCAAAGGAUGAAUGACGAGACCAACUAAAAGAUCUGUUGUUGCCAGGCAACGAUAAAGGACUUUGGACGGCGGAUGAAGUGAGGAUUCCUUGUGAAGGGCAACAAGGAUAAGAGAAUUGCCAAGAAAUGCUGUUAAGGAAAGCAGAAUGUGGAUUGACGAGAAAUAAUAUGCAUACGGUUGUAUUACACUCGCCAUAGACCGGGAACAUUCCAUGGUUUUGGUUUGUGUUCCGUCUGCUGUAAAAUUCUGAGUUGUUACCAUAUUCUCGCCGCUAAUCUAAGGCAGUCCUUUCCUUUUCCCAACAGAUCAUCUGCUAUAGCAACGAGAAAUAUCUUAACUUAACAGCACUCGCCCGGCCGUUAAUAUUUAAAAACUUACUUCCCCUGUGUGUGUCAGCAUAACCAUCUUUUCGAUAGCGUUUACGAACUAACAAUGAACAAAAGAACCGCCUGUUGUGUCACAAUCAAUUUUGUUUUCUUGGGCCUCCUUUGCAUUUAUUAUCACAAAAGGGAAGAAACAUCUGUUCAUCAGUAAGAAAUUUUUAUAAUAUUUGUUCUUAAUUUUCUGCCUUAAAAAGUUGCAGAAUAGUUCCAAUACAUUUUAUUGAAACCCACCCAAAGCCAUUAAGACAGACACGUAAUUUAAAUGGCUAAAGGGUGCGUUACUGAACACUGUAUAAAUUAAAUCUCUAGACUCACGGCCGGAGCAUUUUCCCCGCAGAUCAUCUUCUUUUGCAACGAGAAAUAUCUUAACUUAACAACACUCGCCCGGUCGUUAAUACGUAAAACUCACUUCCCCUGUGCAUGUCAGCAAAAACCACCUUUUCGACGUCGUUCAUGAACAAAAAACGAGCUAAAGAACCGCCUGUUUUGUCACAAUCAAUUUUGUUUUUUUGGGCUUUCGUUGCAUUUAUUAUCACCUAAGAGAUGAAACAUCUGUUCAACAGUAAGCAGUUUUUACGACAUUUGUUCUAAAUUUAUGACUAAAAGGUUGCAGAAUAGUUUCAAUACAUUUUAUUGAGACCCACCCAAAGCCCUUAAGAAUGACACGUAAUUUAAAUGUCUGCACACCGAAUUAUAAAAUCUCUAGACUCACGGCUAGACUCACAGAGCAUUUUCUUUCAAUUUUUUUUUGGAAAUGAUUUAUGGUAAUGACGGCCUACUUACUAGAAACAACAACUUAGACCACGGACAGCUGUAAAUCUUAGUCGGUGUAAUUUGACUUAAGUGCGAAUUAGGGUUAGGAUUUAAUUUACAACUCAAAUAUAAAGACAUCAGUGGUUUUACUCUUUGACAAAAGGAUGCGAAACUCUGUUUACUCUCAUUUUGAGUAAUGAAAAGGUUAUUUUGUUUUUAAUGCCCUUUCAUCUUAUGUCAGGUGAUUCGCUGCAAACAGUUUUCUCACAAGUUAGGAAUUUUGGAUUUUACAAUAUGUUCCUCUUUGUAAAGUUGUUGGAGAAGACUAAUGAAAAAAAAAUGAACUCUGUAUUUUAGAUGAUACAUGAAUAACGUUUUUUAUUUCACUGAAAAGAAGACGUCGAGCUUGCUAAUGCACUUCGCGAGCUCCAAAUUCAAAUUGAUCAGAAGAGCCAAUCAGAGGAAAGGAAAAUAUCACAAGGAGCCAAUGAGAAUCCGUAG